Messenger RNA from Bufo bufo (common toad), 4727 nucleotides. It is a transcript of the gene CASKIN2, whose product is annotated as CASK interacting protein 2. Lineage: Eukaryota; Metazoa; Chordata; Amphibia; Anura; Bufonidae. Gene Ontology annotation, molecular function: protein binding. Bases 682 to 4248 code for a protein of 1188 amino acids. The transcript has 20 exons. The record is from RefSeq and is a predicted model, not a curated record.
GCGAGCAGCGCAAGGAAAGGGAGGGAUUUCCUGCUGGGAUAGAGGAGAGCUGGCUGCUGGACUCCCAGGAAAACUUCACACAAAGUCGCCUGGCGAUUACUGCAGAGGCGCCCGGGUCUCCUCCAGGCUCCGUGACAUCAUUUGGCGCCCACGGAAGAACGAUCGGCUUUUUAUCUCAAGUACAAUGAACGUCAUACUUACACCUGGGAUCUUCACGUAAAGGAGAAAGUACACUAAAGUGAUCAGCGCAGCUCUGGAGGAAUCAAAGGACUUAACGAAACGACAAAAAGCAACCGUGAGCACCGCUACAGGAAGGAUUUCCCCUGUCCAAGUUUUAAGGUUCCCCUGAUGGAGCGCUCCAUACCCUUGCAGCCCCCCGUAGCUCGUGGACGUGGUGCUGGCGCUUCCUUUUGUCUGCUUGUGAUAUGGGACGUGUCCAAGUGACCGGAGAUCAGAAGGGGGAAUUCGGCUCUGGAAAACCAGACAUUUCCCCCGAGGUUACUAUUUGUUUAGUGGCAGACUUUAUAAGGUCGUGUCGACCGAACUAGAAAGGCUUCGCUUUCUGUUGCUCUGCGGACGUCGCGUGUGUAAAUGUGAACAGUGCCGGGAGAGGAUACAAUUUGGGGAUUUUUGCAAAUACGUGGGCAGAGCUGAAGAGAUGAUUUUAUAGCUGGUCUAGCGAUGGGUCGGGAGAAUGAACUGAUCCAGGCUGUGAAGAGCGGAGAUGUCGGGACUGUGCAAAAGCUGCUGGCGAAGGUUCGGACGUCAAAAAACAAACUUCUGGGAUCAACCAAGAGGAUAAAUGUCAAUUAUCAGGACGGUGAUGGGUUUUCCGCUUUGCAUCACGCUGCGCUCAGUGGCAACUCUGAACUAUUGCUGCUGCUUCUAGAAACACAGGCAGCUGUGGAUAUCAAAGAUGGCAAUGGAAUGCGUCCCUUACACUACGCUGCGUGGCAGGGCCAGCCAGAGCCCGCGCGACUCCUUCUCCGAGCAGCUGCCAGCGUCAAUGCUGCUUCCAAUGAUGGACAGAUUCCCUUGCACUUAGCUGCUCAGUAUGGACACUAUGAAGUGUCUGAGACCCUCUUGCAGCACCAGUCAAAUCCAUGCCUUGUCAACAAAUCCAAGAAAACGCCCUUGGAUCUGGCUUGUGAAUUUGGGAGGGUAAAGGUGGUGCAGCUGCUUCUGAAUAGCCAUCUAUGUGUCUCCCUGUUGGAAGGCAUAUCCAAAGAUCACACAGACCCUAAUUUUACCACACCUCUGCACUUGGCAGCAAAAAAUGGCCACCGGGAGGUCAUCAGACUGCUCCUUAAAUCUGGCAUUGAGAUUAACAAAGUGACAAAGAUGGGCACUGCAUUGCACGAGGCAUCACUAUGUGGAAAGACCGAAGUCGUGAAGCUGCUAAUAGAGAACGGCAUCGAUGUAAAUAUCCGGAACACGUACAAUCAGACUGCUUUAGAUAUUGUAAACCAGUUCACCACCACCCAUGCCAGCACAGACAUCAAGCAGAUUCUUCGAGAGGCCUCUGGGAUACUUAAAGUCCGGGCCCUGAAAGAUUUCUGGAAUGCUCAUGAUCCUACUGCUCUGAAUAUCAGGGCUGGAGACCUCAUAACUGUUUUGGAGCAACAUCCAGAUGGUCGAUGGAAAGGUCAUAUCCAUGAUGCGCAGAAGGGAACGGAUAGAGUGGGCUUCUUUCCUCCAGCAAUUGUAGAGGUCAUCACAAAAAGGCUUGGCUCCACUCUAUCUCGUAAUGCCACAAUACCUUCUCAGCAGCGUUUGGCAAAGCCACUGCUACCGCAACCCAGUCAGUACGGCACAGUAACCAGCGUUGGUAUUACCUCUGAAUACAUCGGAGCCGGUGACCGUCACAGUGUGGGCAGCGAGGGCAGCCUUGGCAGCGUACGCAGCGCUGGAAGUGGCCAGAGCUUUGAAAGCAGUGGUCUGACCUCCACUCUCCUCAUAGAGAAUGCUCAGAACCUACAUCAUGGUUAUGAAGAUCACCAUAACAGAAUAUCUGUUGGCACCGCUCCUGCUCACGUGAUGCACCCAGUUCAUGUGGUGGAGAAAGACCCAGGAUCCUAUAUGCAAGGAAAGGACGCAGAGCUUAUCUAUUGCUGGCUGCGGAGUUUCCAGCUAGACAUGUACGUCGGGAACUUUUUAUCUGCCGGCUAUGACCUUUCAACAAUCAGCCGAAUGACCCCGGAGGAUCUCACAGCAAUCGGUGUAACAAAACCCGGGCACAGAAAGAAAAUUUCCACUGAGAUUGGCAGGCUGAGUGUUGCAGACGGACUUCCUCAAAAAACACCAGUAGACCUGUGGGAUUGGCUUUCUCAGUUGGGGCUCCCUGAAUACCACAAGCAGCUGUCUGAGAAUGGAUACGAAUCUCUUAGCAGCGUGACAGAACUGACCUGGGAGGAACUGCAAGAGAUCGGGAUUCACAGCCUAGGGCACCAAAAGAAGUUGCUUCUGGGCGUGAAACGUUUGCUUGAUCUGCAAAAGGGAUACACAAGUGGGGGCACCUUAAGAUCCAGAUUACCGGGUUCCUUGUCUUCCAAGCCCGUUCUAGAAAAUGGAGAACCCCCUAUCGCACCCAAGCUUCAAACCUUCCAAAAUGUGGAGUUAAGCCGGGAACUCCAGAGUGCAUUAACACAAGGCAGUGAGGUGCUGUGUACAGGGAGGCGUUCGUAUAGUCAGGAGAGUAUUAGUUCUCGUUCCCAGGGCUCGGGUCACUCUCAAGAGUCCAUGACUCUACAAGCUCCGGCGCUCAAUAACUAUAAAGUUCUGGACUCCAGUUUACCAGAAAGGAAUUUGCCAGAGGGAGCAGACCAAUUGCAAAGACCAACUGUUGCAAAUGGAUGUCCUGUCCGUCCUGAACCGCCUGUACCGCCUCCCAAGCCCUCUAUGAAAAAACGUUCGUUGAGUGAAUGCCGCUAUGCGCUGUCCGACGGCGAGCCAGAGGAGGAAGAGAAAACUCCCACUUCAGGCUCGGUGGCACUGGGUUCUUAUGCUACGCUUACUCGUCGCCCAGGUCGUAGCUCACUCACAAAUGGGCAACCAGUAAAAAAAGUCCAGCGGAGUCAAUCCUUUGCUGUACGGGCACGCAGGAAGGGACCACCCCCUCCACCUCCUAAGAGACUAAGUUCUAUGUCUAGUGCGGAAGGCAACGCUUCUGCUGAAAAUAACUCAGUGAAAAGCAUAGCGGCAAAUCUGGAGGGACAGCUAGAGUUUAAACCUGUGGAGGUUUGUAAAGCAGAAGCCUUGGAGAACUCCGGGGCUCGAAGGAGGACGGUGAGUGAGUCUGCCGCUGGCGUCGAGGUGAGAUUAUCAUUGCCACUUGCAGCAAGAAAAGAGGAGGACAAAAAAGAGGAAAGUAUCUCCUCACAGCAUAGCUCUAGCGAGAGCAUUCCUUUCGCCGAGGAAGGAAACCUUACCAUCAAACAAAGGCCCAAACCGCCAGCAACCAGGGCGGAGUUUGUUACGGUGGCAGAACUGUUCUCGGCGGUAGAGCCGCAAACUCCUGCGCAUUCACAAUCUAGCUGUGAAACCCCACAGAGUCCGGUAACUAAAAAAGAGGCACCAAUAGGAGUCAAACCCCUUAUAAGUCCUAAGCCAAAUUUUGAUCCUAAAUUCCCACCUGGGACUCAUGGCUCCAAAGUCAACGUGGAGCUGGAAUUCAACCUCACUGAAUCUGAUACAGUGAAGAGAAGGCCAAAGAUCAAAGACAAAGAGGCAGGCAGCCCUCAAGAAGCCAGUCAGAAGAGUCCCACUAACCCCCCACCAGCCGAAGCAAGCACUUUAGGUGGUCCUCCAGCACCAAAUACUGUUCUGAACAGAUUGGCCAAGAUGGAGAAAGGUCCUAUAGGUUUGGAAAGAAGAGAGAUGCAAGAGACUCCAAGGGAGAAGGUAGAAAAAACAGGCUCUCAGGCGCACUUGGUGAUUUCUGGCCCUGAGCAGGUUUUGCAGAAGCCUUCAUGGGGAUCAAAUGGUCCACCCCCAAGUACAAAUUCAAUUUUAUGGACAAACGAACCAUGCACUGUCGUUACGGAAUGGAAUAAGGUGCCUUCCCAGAGCACGGGUAGCUCACAGCUUGGACCAUCAAGAUAUUCCACCUCACUACAGAAAACCCAAGAUGACCGAGAACCGAUAGAAAAAAGUAUCAGCGACCCUGAUCCUCUGACGAAGAACAUCUUAGAUGACAUCAGUACAAUGUUUGAUGACCUUGCAGAGCAGCUGGAAGCCAUGUUGGACUGAGGAAGGCCUAUUCACAUAUUUUUGGCACUUUAGCUGGGACAGCAUGACGGCACAGCUCCGCUAGCAUCGGGCUUCUCACCAGCUGUGGCUCCACCUAUUGCACACCAGUCACCGCCAUUAAAUUUGGUUCGGAUUGAGAACUUUUGCAGCGGCACUCUAAUUCCCCCUUCCCACACUUUUUUCCCCUUUAUAGACAGAGCCUUGUUGCGGCUGAUGCAUUGAUCAGAGGGAUUUUUCUAGUUCUAAAUCACUCGUACUGCUUAAUGUAUGAAAUAACCAUCUCAAAGAAGCUAAUGCCCCUGCCCUAAGCUUUGUCUAUGUACUGCCACACCAAUAUCAGUUUGAUUAAACUGUAUUAUUCUCUCAUUGCUAAAUGAAAUUGUAAAUGUUUGAUUUUUUUUGUAAGAAAAGUCUAUUUUAAAGUAAUUUUAUAUAUAUGUAUGUAUAAACCUCUAUAAAUAUAUAUUUACUAACCGGAA